CCCCGCAGCAGCUGACUGGUUCGUCCUGCUGCCUCCGAACUGUGACGGAACCGACCGAGCAGAACCGAACUGGGUCCGAGCCGAAGGAGCGUCUUUAAUCAGAGAUAAACGGAGAUAUUUGACACUUUAUUUCCCUGUAACGCGUUAAACCACCGCACUGGGCAGGAUGACGGUUCUGACCAGCUGGGAGCUGUGCGUCAAGUACGCCCUGUUCAUCUUCAAUUUCGUCUUCUGGCUUGCAGGAACCGGCGUGUUGGCGGUCGGACUGUGGCUGCGAUUCGACUCCAGGACGGCGGGACUGUUUGAAGGACAAGACUCGCCGUCGGUCUUCUUCACCGGCGUGUACAUCCUGAUCGCGGCGGGCGCCCUGAUGAUGGUCGUGGGCUUCCUGGGAUGCUGCGGAGCCAUCAAAGAGUCGCCGUGCAUGCUGGGAUUGUUCUUCUUCUUCCUGCUCAUCAUCUUCGCCGUGGAAGUGGCUGCCGGGAUCUGGGGUCUCUCCAACAAGGACCGGGUGGUCGAGGACGUGACCGAGUUUUACAAGCAGACCUACGCCAACUACAAGGACACCAGACAGGAGGCGCUGAAGGAGACGCUGAGGCUCAUUCACUUUGGACUGGACUGUUGCGGCCCGACGGGAACCGUGAUCGACGCCGCCAAAGACAUCUGCCCCAAGAAGGAGGGCCUGGAGGUCCUCAUCACCACGAGUUGUCCGGCCGCCAUCGACGAGAUGUUCAACAACCGGCUGCACAUCAUCGGUGGAGUCGGCAUCGGCAUCGGAGUCAUCAUGAUCUUCGGGAUGAUCUUCAGCAUGAUGCUCUGCUGCGCCAUCAAGAGGUCCAGGGACUUUGUGUAAAGCGACACAACAAACACACAAACCCGCCGUCCGUCUUUAACUCACGUGUCCCCACUUUUACAAGCUGCCGCUUUAGACUUGAGAGCAGAUUAAUCGGUAGUGACCGUCGGCUCCGUGCAGGAUGGCCUCGUCGACCUGUGAGCGCAUGGAAGCCGACGCCUCUUUAACUUUCCCGCUCUGCAGGGAGAUCACAUUUGAACCCCGAGUAAACUGAACAACAAGGCGUUUGUGGUAUCAUGAAUCAGAAUCACACCACAGGUUGGUCACCGGCGGGACAGCGGAGCCCUGUGCGACUCUGCUGCCCCCUGGUGGACAGUCCUGUUUUUAUCCCUGUGGUUUCUCCUAUAACAUAAACCUCGGUUCUGUUUACUGCGCUAAAGGUUUGUGAGCUGUCGUCUAACAGGCUUUCUGCGGCUAACUGAUGUUACUGUGACCCCCGUGUUUUAUUUUGAGGCUGCAUGUUAGAAGCUUUUUUUUUUUUCUCCCCCUUUUUCUUUUUUUUUAUAUAAAUAUAUAUAUAAAAGCAGAACUGUGGAGUUUUAUGCAAAUAUUUUGAUGAAUGCAGUUCAGAUUUGUCUUUAAGAUGCCAAAUAAAUGAACUAAUAAAACAGUGA
Molecule: messenger RNA, 1467 nt
Organism: Stegastes partitus (bicolor damselfish)
Lineage: Eukaryota; Metazoa; Chordata; Actinopteri; Pomacentridae
Product: CD9 antigen-like
Exons: 8
Coding region: 167-853 (228 amino acids)
Cellular component (GO): plasma membrane
Source: RefSeq, a predicted model, not a curated record